GGGCGGGGCCGCGGGCCUUCAACCACCUGGCGGGGACGACUCGGCCACCAGAAGGCAGAAGAGGCUCCCCGCCGGCCAUGCAGCGGCCUGUGCCGGUGCGGACGUGGGUGGAGGAGAACCGGGCCUGUUUCGUGCCCCCGGUCUGCAACAAGCUCAUGCACCAGAAACAGCUCAAAAUCAUGUUCGUCGGGGGUCCCAACAGCAGGAAGGACUACCACAUCGAGGAGGGUGAAGAGGUGUUUUACCAGCUGGAGGGGGACAUGGUUCUCCGUGUCCUGGAGCGAGGGAAACACCGGGAUGUAGUCAUUCGGCAAGGAGAGAUAUUCCUCCUGCCAGCCAGGGUGCCCCACUCCCCGCAAAGGUUUGCCAACACCAUGGGACUGGUGAUUGAGCGGAAGCGGCUGGAAACCGAGCUAGAUGGGCUCAGGUACUACGUGGGGGACACUGUGGAUGUCCUGUUUGAGAAGUGGUUCCACUGCAAGGACCUUGGCACGCAGUUGAUCCCCAUCAUCCAGGAGUUCUUCAACUCUGAGCAGUAUAGAACAGGAAAGCCCAUCCCUGACCAGUUGCCCAAGGAGCCACCAUUCCCUCUGAACCCACGAUCCAUCAUGGAGCCCAUGUCCCUGGAGGCCUGGCUGGAUGGCCACCGCAGGGAGCUGCAGAUGGGUACACCCCUCAGCCCGUUUGGGGACACCUAUGAGACCAAGGUGCUCGCCCACGGACAAGGCAGCAGCAAAGGCCUGAGACAGGAUGUGGAUGUGUGGCUGUGGCAGCUGGAGGGCUCCUCCGUGGUGACAAUGGAGGGACAGCAUCUGAGCCUGACCCCUGAUGACAGCCUCCUGGUGCCAGCUGGGACUUCGUAUGCCUGGGAGCGAGCACCAGGCUCUGUGGCCCUGUCUGUGACCCAGGACCCUGCCCACAAGAAGCCCCUGGAGUGACCCUCUUGCUGUGGGCCUGCGGCAGCCAUGGGCAUACCUGGGCACCACCUAGAGCACCCUGACUACCAGAUAACUCUCCUCAGCCCUGCCGCUUCUCUGUGCACAGCACAAGGUCCCCCUUGCCAGGCCCUGGACAUCACUGUCAUCCAUCCUUCUGCUAUUUUCAGCCCAGAUGCCGGCCUCCUGGGGACUGGUGGCUCUCUUCUCCUCUAACAGCCUCAGUCCACUGUGCCCGGUCCCACCAGGUGGUCUGCUCCCUGUGGCCCAGCAGCUGCUCCAGCCCUCUGUCCCCACAGGCUCAGUGCGGCACUUGCCUCCACUAAAAAGGGCCUCAAUAAAAGCUCCCUGAGAAUGAACCCCUGUGGGUCUGCUCGCACACAGACUGCCAUCGGUGGCCACCCCGGAUGUUCCCCUGUGACUGUGUGGUGUGUCUGGGGUGUUGGGCCCCAGGGUCUAUUGUUGAGUGUGGAUGGGCAUCGUCACUGUGUGUGACCCAAUCCACAUAUGCUCCUGUAUCUGG
Nycticebus coucang (slow loris) is the source of this 1458-nucleotide messenger RNA. RefSeq names its product 3-hydroxyanthranilate 3,4-dioxygenase (gene HAAO). NCBI's taxonomy places the organism in Eukaryota, Metazoa, Chordata, Mammalia, Primates, Lorisidae. Gene Ontology annotation, molecular function: iron ion binding; 3-hydroxyanthranilate 3,4-dioxygenase activity. Gene Ontology annotation, cellular component: cytoplasm. The transcript has 10 exons. The record is from RefSeq and is a predicted model, not a curated record. Gene Ontology annotation, biological process: quinolinate metabolic process; 'de novo' NAD+ biosynthetic process from L-tryptophan. The coding region runs from base 78 to 938 and encodes 286 amino acids.